GUCCAUCUAAUUAGGUAAGCUUUUACCCCCAAAACAAAACCAAAAAAAAAAAAAAGAAAAAAAAAUUUGAACCAUUAAUAACACUUCUCAAGAAAGAGAAAGCAAAAUUUGUUGGAGAAUCCUCUGCAAAAGCCAAACUAGGAAGUGAAUAGAAGGAAAAGGUUCGAAUUCGGAUGGAGGACAUCGAGUUGAAGGGAUGCGUGUAUCGAAUAAGGAAGUGCGCGUUCGACCUGCUGUCGAUGGAGGAGGAUUUGGUGGUCGACGACGACGACGACGGCGACGACGAGGGUUCGUGGGACUUGAUCGGGAAAGAGUUCCAAUUGAAGGCCGCUUUUCUGUAUUGUGAUCUAAGCAAGGUGAUCUCUAGCGCGAAAGACGAGCGCAAGAAGGCUCUCGCCGAUCUCGGAAACAAGCUUCUUUACUUGAUGGAGGAGUUAGAUCGCGCGGUGAAGAGUCGAAGCAUUUCUUUGACGCAGGUCUGCUACAGCGACACCGCGCAUACUCUGCACGAAGUGAUGGCUGCUCUGGUGCCCUCGAAUUAGCCGAACUAAUCCGUAAUUUGGAAUUAGUAAAUUGCAUUGUACUGAUGUAGAAUGAGAGGCAGCUUUUCAGAAACAAAAUUCCGUUUUUUUUUUUUUUCUCUUUUUUUUUUCCUUUUUUUUUUUUUUUAAUGGUUACUUCAAGCAAUGUGAAGGUUGGUUCUCUGCGCGCUGUAAAGAAGUGAGCCGCACAUCAUAUUAUUAUAUAUUAUUAUAUAUGUACAAAUUAGCUUUUUAUGAGAUUAGAUGCUGUGUAAAUAUUUAUCAUUCGGAAAAACUAUCUUAUUUGAAAUUGUA
Molecule: messenger RNA, 836 nt
Organism: Ananas comosus (pineapple)
Lineage: Eukaryota; Viridiplantae; Streptophyta; Magnoliopsida; Poales; Bromeliaceae
Product: photosynthetic NDH subunit of lumenal location 3, chloroplastic-like
Exons: 3
Coding region: 174-542 (122 amino acids)
Biological process (GO): photosynthesis; photosynthetic electron transport chain
Cellular component (GO): extrinsic component of membrane; chloroplast; photosystem II
Molecular function (GO): calcium ion binding
Source: RefSeq, a predicted model, not a curated record